GAUAGCUCUGUGUUGAUAAGGGCCAGCUGGAGGGAGUAGAUCUUCGCAGUCCAGGUCUGGGCAGAGAGCUCUGGGACGGCUCUGGAACAGGACAUGUCGGAACGCCAAGUGCCCUUCACUUUCCUACGCAGCCCCAGCUGGGACUGGUACAGGGGCAGCAGGCUCUUGGAUCAGUCUUUUGGGAUGCCACUUAUUCCCGAGGACUGGUACAAGUGGCCUGCAGGGACCACCAGCUGGCCAGGCUACGUACGGCCUCUGGUCAGCUCAGGUCCAGAGCCAGUGGCCGCUAGCCCCGUUGUCAGCUCGCCAGGGGCCAGCCCUGCCUACAACCGGGCUUUGAACCGCCAGUUGAGCAGCGGCGUCUCUGAGAUCCGGCAGACUUCAGACAGCUGGAAAGUGGUUUUGGAUGUCAACCACUUUGCACCAGAAGAGUUGGUGGUGAAGACAAAAGAUGGUGUGGUGGAAAUCACUGGUGAGUAGCUUUUCUUUAGAUCC
This is a messenger RNA of Python bivittatus (Burmese python), 495 nucleotides long. The record is from RefSeq and is a predicted model, not a curated record. Lineage: Eukaryota; Metazoa; Chordata; Lepidosauria; Squamata; Pythonidae.